Messenger RNA from Manis pentadactyla (Chinese pangolin), 1586 nucleotides. It is a transcript of the gene NFKBIA, whose product is annotated as NFKB inhibitor alpha. The transcript has 6 exons. Gene Ontology annotation, molecular function: protein binding. The record is from RefSeq and is a predicted model, not a curated record. Bases 120 to 1064 code for a protein of 314 amino acids. NCBI's taxonomy places the organism in Eukaryota, Metazoa, Chordata, Mammalia, Pholidota, Manidae.
CGCUGCCGAGCCCACAACAGCCCGGCCCGCGGUCCUGCCCGCAGCGACGCUGUGAGGAAGCGAGCGCACACCCGCGCCGAGCGCACCUGGGGGAGCAGCCCCCGAACCUGCACCGCGCCAUGUUUCAACCCGCCGAGCACGCCCCGGAGUGGGCCAUGGAGGGCCCUCGGGACGCGCUCAAGAAAGAGCGGCUGCUGGACGACCGCCACGACAGCGGCCUGGACUCCAUGAAGGACGAGGAGUACGAGCAGAUGGUGAAGGAGCUGAGGGAGAUCCGCCUCGAGCCGCAGGAGGCGCCGCGCGGCACCGAGCCCUGGAAACAGCAGCUCACUGAGGACGGAGACUCGUUCCUGCACUUGGCCAUCAUCCAUGAAGAGAAGGCUCUGACUAUGGAAGUGGUCCGCCAAGUGAAGGGAGACCUGGCCUUCCUCAACUUCCAGAACAACCUGCAGCAGACUCCACUCCAUUUGGCUGUAAUCACCAACCAGCCAGAAAUUGCCCAGGCACUUUUGGAAGCUGGCUGUGAUCCUGAGCUCCGAGACUUUCGAGGAAAUACCCCCCUACACCUUGCCUGUGAGCAGGGCUGCCUGGCCAGUGUGGGAGUCCUGACUCAGACCCGCGGGAGCCAGCACCUCUACUCCAUAUUGCAGGCCACCAACUACAACGGUCACACGUGUCUGCACUUAGCCUCUAUCCAUGGCUACCUGGGCAUUGUGGAGCUUUUGGUGUCCUUGGGUGCUGAUGUCAAUGCUCAGGAGCCCUGUAAUGGUCGAACUGCCCUCCAUCUCGCUGUGGACCUGCAGAAUUCAGACCUGGUGUCACUUUUGUUGAAAUGUGGGGCUGAUGUCAACCGAGUCACCUACCAGGGCUACUCCCCCUACCAGCUCACCUGGGGCCGCCCAAGCACCCGGAUACAGCAGCAGCUGGGCCAGUUGACCCUAGAAAACCUUCAGAUGCUGCCAGAGAGUGAGGAUGAGGAGAGCUAUGACACAGAGUCAGAGUGCACAGAGGAUGAGCUGCCCUAUGAUGACUGUGUGCUUGGAGGCCAGCGUCUGACGUUAUGAGCCUUAGAACUUGUCUGAAGGAACCUGAACUUGUAUAUCUGUACAAAAAAAGAGUUUUAUUUUUCUAAAAAAAAGAAAAAGAAAAAAAUCAGAAGGGUGCACUUUCAACCACACCAUGCACUGCCUGGCCCAGAACAUUGUACUAUAGUGGAUCAGCCCUCAUUUUAUUAUUUCUGUGAACUUUGGGAGACAAGAAAGAUCACUGGAAUUCAAAGCAAACCUCCUUUAAACCUUACCUUUGUGCGGUUUUUGGAGAAGAUUAUCUAAAAUUUGAUAAAGGACUAUUUUAUUUAUUGUGUUUUUUGACUGAAGCACCAUGGAUUCAGUGGCUGAGCCCAGUUGUUUCCUCUGACAUGUAACAAUCAGGUGUGGUGUUAAACCUUUCAGUGGUGUAGGAGUCAAAAGUCACUACCUGUCAAGGUUUGUGUUACCCCCCUGUAAAUGGUGUACAUAGUGUAUUUUGUUGGUAAUUAUUUUGGUACUUCUAAGAUGUAUAUUUAUUAAACAUUUCCACAAACAGAA